AUGGAGACAAUAAACAUCUGUCCCAAAAUCCUAACGGAAAAUAAGAAAGCGGUGAAGGAAAGUUUCCAGUUAAAACAAAUUCCAAAAUUUGCAAGUGCUGUUGAGCUAAAGAAUUAUAUUGUAAGCGAGAAAGUCAAAGCUGCCAACGUGGAAAGCCUGGAAAUUGGCUUUUACGGCCCUCCAAGAGGUACUCGCUUUGCCAUUGUUGAUGAAACUACCCUGGCUGAGGCGUAUUUCACCGAGAAGCAACAGUGGGUAGUGAUAUGGGUAUGGACCCCACCAGAUGGAGUGGCCAACAAACGUCAAAGUCAAAGUUCCACGGCAGUAGCCAGCAGCAACGCUAAAAGAUUGCGCCUAUCAAGUAGGUGUUAAGAACCUAUUUUCCUUUAAACUCUGUUUGCAUUGCUAGUUUUUGUUCGUUGGUUUUCCGUUUAUCUGCAUGCCUUUUAACUUUUAAGGUGAACAGCACGAUGGGGAGGACGACUUUUCAGACAUCUACAAAAGAUUGGUGGAAAACAUGGCUCGGAAUUGCCCGAUUUUAAGCUCCGAGUGUGGGCCAGGAUGCUGGUAA
Porites lobata is the source of this 571-nucleotide messenger RNA. The record is from the annotation of a GenBank genome assembly. Lineage: Eukaryota; Metazoa; Cnidaria; Anthozoa; Scleractinia; Poritidae.